This is a messenger RNA of Naegleria lovaniensis, 2073 nucleotides long. RefSeq lists its product as uncharacterized. The record is from RefSeq and is a predicted model, not a curated record. The coding region runs from base 1 to 2073 and encodes 690 amino acids. Gene Ontology annotation, cellular component: peroxisome; aggresome. Gene Ontology annotation, molecular function: ubiquitin protein ligase binding; tumor necrosis factor receptor binding; ubiquitin protein ligase activity. NCBI's taxonomy places the organism in Eukaryota, Heterolobosea, Eutetramitea, Acrasida, Naegleriidae. Gene Ontology annotation, biological process: protein autoubiquitination; negative regulation of centriole replication. The transcript has a single exon.
AUGUCUUCAUACGGAAAAGUUUCAGGCAGAGCAACCUCAUCAUCCGAAGCAAGAAAUUUUACGGCAAAGCUUGGAAACAUUUCUCCAAUCCAGCAUUACAAGACUAGCAACACUGCUUCGGGCAUGAUGGCUACAUAUAACUAUGACAAUUCCAACACAAAACAUGCCAAUGAUGAGGCAAAUUUACAUCAUACUCAGCCUGUCGGAAGCAAGCUAGUUGAUUUACAUACACCAAGAACUAUUCCAACAGAACUUGACAACAACCACAGACAAUAUUCACCAUCAGCAGCUUCAUCUGUAGACUCCUCACCACCUAUUGUGAUCAAUAGACACUUGGAACAAAUUGUUAAAUGUUCUCUAUGUCAUAAUAAGCCAGUUACACCUCAUCUGUGUCCUUGCUGCUCUAAAAUUGUUUGCCUUCCAUGUAUCAAACGGUGGCUUGUUGACCAAGGCAAAUCUAAUUGCCCUAAUUGUAGAGCCUCUAUUCAUAUGAAUCAAAUGGUAAAUUGCAAAUUUGUUUCAGAAAUUUCUACAGAGCUUGAAAAGCUGCAAUCUCACAUACAUUCCAAGAAAGAAAAAAACUUGGUAUCCACUCCGAGGCACGUAGUUGAACAGUGCUCACAUCAUGACCUUCCUCUUAUAUACUAUUGUGAAACUUGCAAAGUUGCUAUUUGCUCUGAUUGUGCCAUGUUUGAAGAUAAGCACAAAUCUCAUUCCUUCAAAAAAGUGUCUGAAGUUUACAAAGAGUGUGUGGAGGUUGUUAAAUCUGAAUCGAAUUCUGUAAACACUAGGUUGAAGGAUCUUAAUACUCUAAUUAUCAACAUCGAAGAAAACAUUAAAAUGAUUACCAAGUCAAAAGAUGAGACGCUUAAAUCUAUUAACGAGACUGUAGAAGAAAUAAGAGGUAAUUUGGAAACUCUUUACAAAACCAAACUGUCAUCGCUGGUAUCACAGAAAAACCUCAUUAUUGAUGAAAUUACCAUGUUGGAACAGCUAAAUAAGGAGCUUGGCAAACAAAUAGAGACAAGUCCUCAAUGUGUCUUGAUUCAAAAGACACCAGAUAUUGUGCGAGUCGUCGACGAGAUUAACAAGAAACCACCAAUCAGCUUUUCAAAAAUCUCAGUUGAACACUCAUUCCCAAAUGAACUAGUUCCAACAUUUGAAGGUGGUCAAUUUAGAAUAGAAAACUACUUUGAAAAGGUAAAAACUACCGAAGUCAUAUAUUCUGAUCCGAUUAACAUUAAUGGUUUGUUGUGGAGACUGAAAAUUUAUCCCAACGGAACUGGGUUAGCAAAAGGAGUAUUCAUCUCAGUGUUUUUAGAAAUGUACAAAGGGCUCACUGAGCCAAAGAAGUACCACUACAAGGUUGAGAUGAUUAACAGAAAAGACACAACGAAAAAUAUUGAGAGGUCAUUCGCUUCCAUCUACGAAUGUGGAGAAUGUUGGGGAUAUAAUCGCUUUUUUAGAGUUUCUGAGCUGAUCAGCAACGGAUUUGUUGAUCCUGAAGAAGAUGUAUUGAUUCUAAAUUUCUUUGUUCGCCCAACCAGCUAUUUUGAAAAGUGUUUAGAACAAUCUAGAUACAUUAAGGAGCUUGAAGAUUUUAAGAAGAGUCAUUUGGUAUCAGAGAGCUUAUCUUCACCAGUCAUGAAUAGAGAGCUCGCACCUCUCUCGGAAACUCCUCUCACAAACAAGAAUGAUCUUGAACAAAAUCAAAGCACCGGUGUACAACUGCAAACCUGGACUGACCCUUCAAGCACUGAAGAUCCAAAUCUUUCUCCUAUCGUUGAAACAUUUUCAACUCCUUUCAUUACAGAAGAUGAUGUGUGCGUACCAUCAUCUGUUUCACCAAAACUACCCAAAGAAGAGUUGUUUACUUCUCAAUCUGUGCCUCAGAAUACCAAUGAACUGGACCAUUCCAAUAUUUCUCUAAGUUCAGACGAGGAAGACGCUCCUCUCCCAGAGUCCGCAUGGAAACCAGUAGAGCCUGGCUUCUCAAUCCCCCAUGUUGGAAAUCAAAGCCAAGAGGAAAUUUCCACCUCUCAGCAACAAAUAACUCCCUUAGAUGAUCAAUAA